Messenger RNA from Psylliodes chrysocephalus, 477 nucleotides. NCBI's taxonomy places the organism in Eukaryota, Metazoa, Arthropoda, Insecta, Coleoptera, Chrysomelidae. The record is from the annotation of a GenBank genome assembly.
AUGGCUGCAAUUCGUUCCAUGUCUCGCCUCCUUUUCUCCAGGUCUCUACAAACCACUGCAAGAAGAGGAUAUGCAGACCAAAUGAAUUUUACCUUUGCUGCUGGAAACCAGGUCUUUUACAAUGCAAUGUCUGUUAAACAAGUAGAUGUUCCAUCCUUCUCAGGUAGUUUUGGUAUCUUACCUGCGCAUGUUCCUACUCUUGCUGUUCUCAAACCUGGAGUAGUUACCGUUUAUGAAGACAGUGGCAAAGUUAAUAAAAUAUUUGUAUCCAGUGGAACAGUCACAAUCAAUGAUGACUCAUCAGUUCAGAUUUUAGCAGAAGAAGCUCAUCCUGUAGAAAAUUUAGAUGUUAAUGCAGCCAGAGAUAUCCUCACUAAAGCUCAAAGUCAGUUAUCAUCAGCAGGCACAGAUCAGGCUAGAGCUGAAGCCGCCAUUGCCAUUGAAGUAGGAGAAGCGUUGGUAAAGGCUGCUGAAUAG